This is a messenger RNA of Cyprinodon variegatus (sheepshead minnow), 1359 nucleotides long. RefSeq lists its product as uncharacterized. The record is from RefSeq and is a predicted model, not a curated record. NCBI's taxonomy places the organism in Eukaryota, Metazoa, Chordata, Actinopteri, Cyprinodontiformes, Cyprinodontidae. Gene Ontology annotation, biological process: positive regulation of T cell proliferation; negative regulation of T cell proliferation; cellular response to lipopolysaccharide. The transcript has 4 exons. Bases 123 to 821 code for a protein of 232 amino acids. Gene Ontology annotation, cellular component: external side of plasma membrane.
UUUUUUUUUUUUCACUCUCUGGAUGAUUUAGAGCUUUGAAGAGUAACUUUCUCACCAUUUAUAGGAAGAACUUUGCUGUAGAGAAAAGAAGGAAACAAAGAAACUUUACCAAGAGAGAAUAAAUGAAGCAGUUUAAUAGAUCAGCAUGGAGCUGUUUGCAGGAAGGAAUCAGUUUGAUCUGUUGCUCCAUCACCGCUGGACAUGAGGAGAAGAUGAUCUCCAGGAUCCUGCUGCUCAUCAUCAUCAACUCAUGUCUCUCAGCAGCAACAUUUGUAGUGAAUGUGACACAGAGCUCCUAUCAGGCAGAGGAGAACCACAACAUCACUCUGGAGUGGACCUUCACCACCAGACCCAGCAGAACCUGGACACAACUGUUUAUCUACUGCUGCUUGUUAACUAACAGAGAGUUCCCUCUGUAUCGGGUUCAUCAUGGCACCGAGAUUUUAGAGUCUCAGGUUGAAAAGUUUUCAGGACGAGUCCAGAGUGACAAAGACGUCCUCAGAGAAGGACGAAUCAGACUCCAUGUGUCCAGACUGAGGACUGAAGACUCUGGUCUGUAUCUCUGUGAUGUAAAGACUGAUUAUGGCUUCAACUCUGGAAGAUGUUACCUUAACGUCUCUGCAGCUGCUGAUCAGAUCCAAACUCAGAGACCAACUUUGACUCCAGAACCAAAGAGACGAGGAAGGACCUUCAUCUUCAUCCCACUGGGACUGACAGCAGCUCUGAUGGUUCUGAUCAUGUGGAGGAUUUGGUUCAGAAAGAAAAACAGAACAAAACUGAAGAAAAAGACUGAAUUACUUCCUAGCUGCUCUGUUUUGUAGAUUUCUAUAUUUUACUGAAUGAAAUUCUUGUAAUAAUAAUAAUUACAGCCUCUGGCCUCUUGGGGCGCUCUUCUCUUCCCAGGACAGUGUUCUUUGUUUAGCAGAUCUCCAGGCUGCAUUAAAGCCUCAGUGAUCCAGACCUCAUUCCCUCCUCUUGGGUAUUAGUGUCUGUGGCUAAAAGGCAUUCUGUUGAUAGCUUUGUUUCAUUCUGUCAAUGAGUUGCUCUGCUUUCUUCUACUCUACCUGUUAAAGCUGUAUUGUGGAUCAGAACCUUUGUAGGGGAUCUCUGCCAUUUUCUGGGACUUAGUUUUCUCCUGUUCUGUGGUUUUCCAGGGAGCUCAGAUAUUCUCAUUUUAUUUAGUCUGGCAGGAGACACUGAUUUACAUUUUAGCCAGAAUGGACACUUUUGGUUUAUUGUUUGGGCCUUGGAGACCCUGAUGAUAUCAGCUUCCCUUUGUUUAGUUAAAUAUUGUAGUGUGUUGGGGAAGCAGAAGUUAGUUUUCCCAGCAUGCACUGGGCAGAAUGUUCAAUAUUAGAA